Gastrolobium bilobum is the source of this 365-nucleotide messenger RNA. RefSeq lists its product as uncharacterized. The transcript has a single exon. The record is from RefSeq and is a predicted model, not a curated record. NCBI's taxonomy places the organism in Eukaryota, Viridiplantae, Streptophyta, Magnoliopsida, Fabales, Fabaceae. The coding region runs from base 6 to 365 and encodes 119 amino acids.
AAUCAAUGUCUCGUCCACUCCUAGUGUUGCACCCUCUAACAAGCACUUCACAUAUUGGCCUUGCAGUUAUGACCCUUAUGUUGUGUGCCAUUGCAUUGCUAAUGUGUGCUUCUCAUUCCCGCAAAUGGCGCCAAUGGAGCUCUUGCUAUAAUGCCUUUGUAGAAGAGCCUGUAAUAGAGCUCAACAAUGAAGUUGUGACCAGUGGUAGCGAGCAGCAAGAAGAAGAACCUUCGCUUUGGCAGAAGAACAUACUUAUGGGUGGGAAGUGCGAGCUCCCUGAUUUUUCUGGCGUCAUAAUUUAUGACUCCAAUGGCAAUUUAGUAAACCCUGCUAAAACUUCUCGUCCAUUAGUAACCUGGAAAUAA